Coregonus sp. 'balchen' is the source of this 12179-nucleotide messenger RNA. Lineage: Eukaryota; Metazoa; Chordata; Actinopteri; Salmoniformes; Salmonidae. The record is from the annotation of a GenBank genome assembly.
UUACUGUAUAGUGAUUGUUGAAUUUACAAUUCUGUGUAUAUGUUGUUGUUUUGCAAACAGCCUGAAAUCUUCUUCUCUGUGCUGAGUGAAGGCACAUGGUCUAAAGUACUGACAGAUGAACAGAGGCAGCAUCUCCGUCAACUGUUACCACACUACUGAGCAGGACCGCACCAUCAGCGACCUCUUCAACAACCAGAACUUCUGCUUCGGAAACCCCUUGCACCUUGAAACUGAAACUGUUCAGAGGUAAAGAAAAAAUCCCCAUCUCUCUCAAACUGCUUGAUUUUGAGUACGUUUCUGGACAAUGUAUGACGCUGUGCUCUCCCCAGAUGGCCAUUUUAAUCCAGAAGUGGUCAAGUACAGACAUCUGUGUGCCAAGUCCCAGAAAAAACGUCAGCUCUACUCCUUUCAGCAGUACUACCACAAACUCCUCAAACAGAUCCUGGUCUCUAGAAAGGUAUGGCAGACAUCUCCAAGCUUCACUCUCAAGCACAAGGUGAAUGGCCUUCCUCAGUAUGUUCAUAUUAUUAUGUUUAGGAACUACUGGAGUUGGCAGUCCACAGUGGCCCUAACACCGCGGUGAAGAGAAAGUACCCCACCCAGAUGCCUGGUGAGAUGCAGGAACAGAGGGUGAGAGGAAGAGUGUGCCGGAUACUAUAAGGGAAGUUAAAACGGACUGUGGAGACCGAUAUGCCUCAUCUGACGAUGAUGGUGAGUCUUCUUUCAUCAGCCUAGAUUGUUGAAAUUGAAUUGCAUUUAGCAGCAUUGAAUAAGUGCCAUGUCUUUCAGUGUUUGCUUUGGGUCAAUCCAAAUCUGAACCAAUCAAAUGUUGUCCUUUGUGUUUGCAGGUACAGCCACUUCGCUGCCAACACCUCAGUCUCCUUCCUCUCCCACACCUACUGUCUUUGUCAGGGUUCUGCCCAGUCUCUCCACCCAGGACAUGAAGACCACAGGUCAGUUACAGUCUGUCUAUACAGCUACUGUAGUGCAUGUAUAGACUCUGCAGAUACACUGACAGAAGAUUUGUGACGUCUGCUCACACAGAUAAGCCAGAGCUGGGAGAGAAGGACAUGAGAGCCAUGCUACGGAGACAUGGAGAGAAGAGGAGACGGCAACCGGUUACUUUCUUCUAUGCUUCUCCAUAAACAAAAACAUCACAGAAAUCUGCCAUCCUUUUGAAUCAUAAAAUCAAUUUAUGAAUAGAUAUGAGGGACACUGUCUACCUAAUAUCAUCUUGUACAACAUUCCCUUGCAUCCUAAUCCUAGUCAUUCUUAUUUGCACAGGAUCAUCCAGAUUUGAUGACCUCAGACAUCCACCUGGGCGACAUGAUGUCUAGAGUGAACAUAGGUCGUAAAGGCGCCAUGAUGGGUGAGUACAUGACCAAAACACCACCGUCAUAAUCAUAAAGCGAAAUGAAUCAUACAUAGCUAGAUUCUAUAAGAUCCUCUGAAUAAUGUAUUCACAACUAAUGUAGAAACAAUCUUAACUUAUACCUUCUAUUAUCUAGCACUGUUUGACCUGGCUCUGCCCAAGAGGAAGAUGAGGGAGGAGGGGAGAAAGAAGAAGAUGAGGACAAUUAAAGUGGAGUCUGAGGAUCCCUGCGAGGCUCUGAUGCCUUCAGAAGCACCAGCUCCAUCACUUAACAUCACAGCUGCUCUGUCUGACACAUCAGUCACUCCACUGCCCAGUGUCAAGGAAGAGUGAGUCUAUGUACUCAUCCCACAAAGAUGACAUUUUUUACCUGACAAGAGUUUCUAAUGAAACUUGACAUGCUAUUGUUAUGUUAGAACAUCUGUGGUUAUACAUUUAAUGAAUGAAGCAAAAUUACAGCUUUACUGAUAUUCCUGUGCGACAGACAUUUAGAUACUAUCAUGAAUUCAAUUGAACACUGCGCUCCAUACUUUUCAAUCUGCAUAGACCUGCUGUCGUCUUCUAUCGCCACCUACAGGCCGAUGGAGGAGGUGCAGAACAGGCCUGUCAUGGUGGAGGAGAUUGCUGUGAGCUUCUUCAACCUGCUGGAGAAUAUCCUGAGACUAGAGGGGCUCGCCAGCGCAGCCAUGGUAUUCACUCAUGCCUACCUACACAAGUACAUUGCCACGCAAAAGUUUAGGGACAUGGUGGCAGGAUUGUGUAUGUCUUUGGUUCUGAAACUUUUGACACUCGACCCCCAAAAAGGAGUGGUUCAAACCUCGUGACCCCCGCCCGCGCACAAGCACAAUCGCUGCGCAAAUGUAUCCUGUCAUUACAGCUAUAAACAGUGAUGCAUUUUGAUAAUGCAAGAUACAGAAAUAAACUACAUUUUAUACCUGCAUUUUUAGCUGAAAGUCAUUCAUGUUAGCAGCCAAAAUCAACUAGGGAUAUCAUGCCAUUUCUCUGGAGUCCAGAGCAAACAGCUAGGAUACAGCCUACUUGUAUGCAGCAGAGGUUGCAGGAUCAGAUGAAAAGUCUGAAAUGUAGUCUUUUACUUCCUCACAAAUGUCUUAAUACAUUCGCCAGAAUAUGUUACAUCUUAAUCCCAUAAGUACUGCUAUAUUGAGAAAUAGUUUUUGCCAGGCAAAAUCGGGAGAAAAUGAAGCAAGUACUUUCUGGUCACUAAUCUAGAUAUGCGCGCCCACCAAUGCUGACGUUUGGUCAUUGGUCAACAGUCAAGACGCGCAACUUUUUGGUUCUGAAGCACAGAUUAGAUGUUUUUGAGACAAGAAUUUGGUGCAAUACUGUAGGCCUAUGUUAUUAACCAGAUUAAAUGGGUCAGUAUUACAUUCGCGACCACCCCACCCCCAAAACCUUCCCACGACCCCCAGGGGACCGCCAGUUUGAGAACCACUGGUGUAUGUGAUGAGCUGAACUGGAACUUUGAAUUGGAACUGUUGUAAGACUUGAAAAUGAUACAGUGGGGAAAAAAAGUAUUUAGUCAGCCACCAAUUGUGCAAGUUCUCCCACUUAAAAAGAUGAGAGGCCUGUAAUUUUCAUCAUAGGUACACGUCAACUAUGACAGACAAAAUGAGAUUUUUUUUCUCCAGAAAAUCACAUUGUAGGAUUUUUAAUGAAUUUAUUUGCAAAUUAUGGUGGAAAAUAAGUAUUUGGUCAAUAACAAAAGUUUCUCAAUACUUUGUUAUAUACCCUUUGUUGGCAAUGACACAGGUCAAACAUUUUCUGUAAGUCUUCACAAGGUUUUCACACACUGUUGCUGGUAUUUUGGCCCAUUCCUCCAUGCAGAUCUCCUCUAGAGCAGUGAUGUUUUGGGGCUGUCGCUGGGCAACACGGACUUUCAACUCCCUCCAAAGAUUUUCUAUGGGGUUGAGAUCUGGAGACUGGCUAGGCAACUCCAGGACCUUGAAAUGCUUCUUACGAAGCCACUCCUUCGUUGCCCGGGCGGUGUGUUUGGGAUCAUUGUCAUGCUGAAAGACCCAGCCACGUUUCAUCUUCAAUGCCCUUGCUGAUGGAAGGAGGUUUUCACUCAAAAUCUCACGAUACAUGGCCCCAUUCAUUCUUUCCUUUACACGGAUCAGUCGUCCUGGUCCCUUUGCAGAAAAACAGCCCCAAAGCAUGAUGUUUCCACCCCCAUGCUUCACAGUAGGUAUGGUGUUCUUUGGAUGCAAUUCAGCAUUCUUUGUCCUCCAAACACAAUGAGUUGAGUUUUUACCAAAAAGUUAUAUAUUUUGGUUUCAUCUGACCAUAUGACAUUCUCCCAAUCCUCUUCUGGAUCAUCCAAAUGUACUCUAGCAAACUUCAGACGGGCCUGGACAUGUACUGGCUUAAGCAGGGGGACACGUCUGGCACUGCAGGAUUUGAGUCCCUGGCGGCAUAGUGUGUUACUGAUGGUAGGCUUUGUUACUUUGGUCCCAGCUCUCUGCAGGUCAUUCACUAGGUCCCCCCGUGUGGUUCUGGGAUUUUUGCUCACCGUUCUUGUGAUCAUUUUGACCCCACGGGGUGAGAUCUUGCGUGGAGCCCCAGAUCGAGGGAGAUUAUCAGUCGUCUUGUAUGUCUUCCAUUUCCUAAUAAUUGCUCCCACAGUUGAUUUCUUCAAACCAAGCUGCUUACCUAUUGCAGAUUCCGUCUUCCCAGCCUGGUGCAGGUCUACAAUUUUGUUUCUGGUGUCCUUUGACAGCUCUUUGGUCUUGGCCAUAGUGGAGUUUGGAGUGUGACUGUUUGAGGUUGUGGACAGGUGUCUUUUAUACUGAUAACAAGUUCAAACAGGUGCCAUUAAUACAGGUAACGAGUGGAGGACAGAGGAGCCUCUUAAAGAAGAAGUUACAGGUCUGUGAGAGCCAGAAAUCUUGCUUGUUUGUAGCUGACCAAAUACUUAUUUUCCACCAUAAUUUGCAAAUCAAUUCAUUAAAAAUCAUAGUUGACGUGUACCUAUGAUGAAAAUGACAGGCCUCUCUCAUCUUUUUAAGUGGGAGAACUUGCACAAUUGGUGGCUGAAUAAAUACUUUUUUUCCCCACUGUAUAAUGAUUAAUGUAUGUCCUGUUGUUAGUUGGAGGAGAAGGUCCAACGGUGGCAGACAUCUCCAGCUAGUUCCCUGAACCCCUUGUUCUCCUCGGCCUCCUGCUGGUCAGAGAUGGUGCUGCCGGCCCUGCACUUCCUGGCUGGGGAGAGUAAAGGUGAGCACGGCAGACUCCCUCUUCUCUGGAUCAUUAAAGCAGUAAUAUGUCAUAUCAUCCUCAUCUUUCUUAUCUCACUCUCUGUUCUUCGCUCACUAUCUUCCACUCCUUCAUUCAGUUCAUAUGAUGGUUAUUCCCAGUGGCUUCACCCCCUAUGUGGCGUUCAGGGAAAGCUCACAGCAAUGGAAAUGGAUUAGUAAGAUCUCUUUUUUUUUUGGUCAGUCAGUUGAUUUGUCCAAAUUCUGGCACAUUGCAAAUGAAAAUAUUUCAGAAGUUUGAGAUUUAAAGAUUUCUCAAUCUCACGUCUCGAAGGUCCCAGUCCGGAUGGAGAGAAGGAUUUGAGUGCUCUGUGUCAGCUGUGGGUCGACUCCAAGGACUUGGUUGUGGUCAAGGUAUUACAAUUACACAUUUUCACCUCUCACUCCUCUCCUCUCUGGUCGUUUUCUGUUCCCUGUAAUACACUUGAAUAAAAUAACGAUGUCCUCUACAGACAGAAUGUGAAGAACUAACAGAGAUGACUUCUCCCACCCCUAGAGUGUAAGUUUCCAUGUUACUCGUAUCACAGAUGACCUUACUCAGAAUGAGGUUAGGUAGUGUAUGUGUUCAUUGCCAUACAGGGAUUUUAUUGUAAUACUGUUUGCUGUUCUCUCUGUAACUAAGCAGUUGGACAAACUAUGUGGUGCGGGCCAGCACUGGAGACCAGAGGCAUGUUUUUCAAGUGCAGGUCAGUGUCACGUCUCUACCUUUUAGUCUAGGAUCUCUUCUGUAUUGAGUAUUAUUUAUAAAGACCACACAUAUUCUCUGCAAUCAUUAUGUGUCCAUGUUCUUGUUUUGAUCAUCAGGAGCAGCAUAGGUAUGACCAGCCACACAAAGCCUUCACCUUCAGAAUGCAUGGCUUUGAGUCUGUGGUGGGGCCUGUUAAGGGGGUCUUUGACAAGGAGAUGUCUCUUAACAAGGCCAGAGAGCACACUCUUCUGCGCUCAGACCGCCCAGCCUAUGUCACCAUCCUCUCCCUGGGUAAGACUGACCCUGUCAUCAGUGUGGGAUGUUGUUGCAGUAGCUUUAGGUUAGAUGUGCGGUAUAUGACUGGUCUGCUCCUCCUCCUCUCCCUCAGUGCGGGACGCAGCAGCCCGGCUGCCCAACGGAGAGGGGACCAGGGCUGAGAUCUGUGAGCUGCUCAAGGACUCUCAAUUCCUGGCACCAGAUGUCACCAGUGCUCAGGUUAGAUACUCACUGUUACUGGAUUAUUGUUGUCACUCGUAUACACAAUGUUUUGACAUACACUACUGGUGAGAAGUUUUAGAACACCUACUCAUUCAAUGGUUUUUCUUUAUUUUUACUAUUUUCUACAUUGUAGAAUAAUAGUGAAGACAUCAAAACUAUGAAAUAACACAUAUGGAAUCAUGUAGUAACCAAAAAAGUGUUAAACAAAUCAAAAUAUAUUUUAUAUUUGAAAUUCUUCAAAUAGCCACCCUUUGCCUUGAUGACAGCUUUGUACACUCAACCAGCUUCACCUGGAAUGCUUUUCCAACAGUCUUGAAGGAGUUCCCACAUAUGCUGAGCACUUGUUGGAUGCUUUUCCUUCACUCUGCGGUCCGACUCAUCCCAAACCCUCUCAAUUUGGUUGAGGUCGGGGGAUUGUGCAGCACUCCAUCGCUCUCCUUCUUGGUAAAAUAGCCCUUACACAGCCUGGAGGUGUGUUUGGGUCAUUGUCCUGUUGAAAAACAAAUGAUAGUCCCACUAAGCUCAAACCAGAUGGGAUGGCGUAUCGCUGCAGAAUGCUGUGGUAGCCAUUCUGGUUAAGUGUGCCUUGAAUUCUAAAUAAAUCACAGACAGUGUCACCAGCAAAGCACCAUAACACCUCCUCCAUGCUUUAUGGUGGGAAAUACACAUGCGGAGAUCAUCCGUUCACACACACUGUGUCUCACAAAGACACAGCGGUUGGAACCAAAAGUCUCCAAUUUGGACUCCAGACCAAAGGAUAAAUUUCGGUCUAAUGUCCUUUGCUCGUGUUUCUUGGCCCAAGCAGGUAUCUUCUUCUUAUUGGUGUCCUUUAGUAGUGGUUUCUUUGCAGCAAUUCGAGAAGGCCUGAUUCACACAGUGUCCUCUGAACAGUUGAUGUUGAGAUGUGUCUGUUACUUGAACUCUGUGAAGCAUUUAUGUGGGCUGCAAUUUCUGAGACUGGUAACUCUAAUGAACUUAUCCUCUGCAGCAGAGGUAACUCUGGGUCUUCCAUUCCUGUGGCGGUCCUCAUGAGAGCCAGUUUCAUCAUAGCGCUUGAUGUUUUUUGCAACUGCACUUGAAGAAACUUUCAAAGUUCUUGAAAUGUUCUGUAUUCACUGACUUUCAUGUCUUAAAGUAAUGAUGGACUGUCAUUUCUCUUUGCUUUAUUGAGCUGUUCUUGCCAUAAUAUGGACUUGGUCUUUUACCAAAUAGUGCUAUCUUCUGUAUACCCCCCUACCUUGUCACAACACAACUGAUUGUCUCAAACGCAUUAAGAAGGAAAGAAAUUCCACAAAUUAACUUUUAAGAAGGCACACCUGUUAAUUGAAAUGCAUUCCUGGGCCCAGAUUCACAAAACACUUCUUAAGCAAAAAUGUAAAGAAGCUUCUUAAGAAAAAAAAAAAGAAGUUCAUAAGUGCAAUUCCUCAACAAUAUCUUAAGAUUUGAUGAUUUUCUUACUAACUUCUCAUAUCUUCUUAUAAAUCUUCUUAAGAUGUUUGUUGCUAGCUAUGUAGCUAGCAAUGGCAAUCAUUUUAGCAUAUUUCUUACUGAGAUUCCGGUUCUAAAACAUGUUAUUGGGUUUAUAAUAAUCAAUACUGAAACUUUCAGAUGAAAUUUGUGAGUGAAUUAAACAUGUUCAAUUGCUUUCAUGAGCUUUUUCUCUCUCUGCUCUGAGUUUAAGACAAGGGUUUUGCAAUCUUGAAAUGAAGAACAUUUCCAAUAACUUUAUUUUCAAGAAUCUAAUUUCUUCUUAACUCUUUUCUUAAGGAGAAACAUAAGAAAUAGCGCAAUAACAUUUCCAAGAACCUUUUUGAGGAAUAGCAACUUUGCUUCUUUCUUCUUAAGUCUAUAUUUAAUGAAAAAAUGGCAGUUAAGAAGAAUCACAAAUAUAAAAUAUGUUUUGAUUUGUUUAAUACUUUUUUGGUUACUACAUGAUUCCAUAUGUGUUAUGUCAUAAUGUUGAUGUCUUCAGUAUUAUUCUGCAAUGUAGAAAAUAGUAAAAAUUAAGAAAAACCCUUGAAUGAGUAGGUGUGUCCAAACUUUUGACUGGUACUGUAGAUGUGCGUCAAAUGAUUUUCUGUCGAUGUAUGUUUGGCUGUGACUGAGCAAGGCACCUGAUGUGCUGUUUCCUGCAGGUGAACACGGUUGUGAGUGGGGCUCUGGACAGGCUGCACUAUGAGAAGGACCCCUGUGUAAAGUAUGACAUCGGCCGCAAGCUGUGGAUCUACCUGCACCGCGACCGCGGUCAGGAGGAGUUUGGUGAGCAGCACAUUCUGCCAAUGGAAAAUGAUAAGAAUAGGAUAGGAAUUGUUACAAAUAAUCUAACCUCGUCCCCAGGCUAUUGUGCACAGCGCAUAUACGCCUGGGAUAUCAACCACUCAAAGUUGGCCUUAGUGGGAGUGUCCUACUGAGUAAAGUAUUUUGUCAUCAUUUAAUUUUAGCCAAUCACAUGACUGCGAGGCGUGGCUCUGUGCUGUUGGUGUUGUGGGAGAUGAUUGGUUGGUAGAUUAAGCCAAUGCCUAUGCGCUGGGAGUUUCUCCCGGCUCUCUGUAUUGGCUAACGAAGGCCAAAUUUGACACGCUGGUCCACCAGACAUUUUGCGCAUUUGGGCAGAAGUGUUACAACACACUUUAACUACAACCCAUUAUUCUUUCCCCAUCCAGAGAAAAUUCACCAGGCUCAAGCUGCUGCUGCCAAGGCCAGAAAGACACUGCAGCAGAAACCUAAACCUGCGAGUCCCACUGCCUCUACUCUGCUGUGACUACAGUACUGCUGACAAAUAGACGUUUCAUAAUAUAAUAAUAAUAUGCCAUUUAGCAGACGCUUUUAUCCAAAGCGACUUACAGUCAUGCGUGCAUACAUUUUUAAAUUAUUUUUUGUGUAUGGGUGGUCCCGGGGAUCGAACCCACUACCUUGGCGUUACAAGUGCCGUGCUCUACCAGCUGAGCUACAGAGGACCUCUAUACUGUAUACACUGACAUACCCUCUGUGGAGACAUAUAAUCUUUGAAUGUGGAAAGUCUUGCUGAACCACUUGUCACUAGAAUCCUAAUCAAACUGUUUCUAUGUAAUGAGCUCUGUUAUUGUCUAACAUACACUGAGUGGACAAAACAUUAGGAACCAUGACGUAGACUGACCAGGAGAAAGCUAUGAUUCCUUAUUGAUGUCACCUGUUAAAUCCACUUCAAUCUGUGUAGAUGAAGGGGAGGAGACCGGUUAAAGAAGGGUUUUUAAGCCUUGAGACAAUUGAGACAUGGAUUGUGUAUGUGCCAUUGAGGGUGAAUGGGCAAGACAAACGAUUUAAGUGCCUUUGAAUGGGGUAUGGUAGUAGGUGCCAGGCGCACCGGUUUGUGUCAAGAACGGCAACACUGCUGGGUUUUUCACGCUCAACAGUUUACCCGUGUGUAUCAAGAAUGGUCCACCACCCAAAGGACAUCCAGCCAACUUGACACAACUGUGGGAAGCAUUGGUCAACAUGGACCAGCAUCCCCGUGGAACGCUUUCGAGAGUCCAUGCCCCAACUCAGUAUUAGGAAGGUGUUUCUAAUGUUUUUUUACACUCAGUGUAUGUGUGUUGAUGGUGACUAUCCAUCUUGUGUUAUAGAAGUCUGGCAGUAAGGAGGGCAGUGGUAAGACCUCUGGAGGCCUGGAAGCAGGUGAUAUGGGAGGUCCCAUGUCCCCAACUCCCACCACCCCUGGAACCCCCAAAUCACCCCUCGCCCCUGUAGCCACAACCCCCACUAAAGCUGGGAUGCCAGAUUCAGUCCUGGGUCAGUUUAACACAGCUUCCAUAGAUGAAGUCUUAUCAGGCUCAAUUAUCGAACACAUACAGUAUUUGUAUCUUCUUGAUGUUAUGGAAGUACUAAUACCCUGCUCUCUUCACCCUUAGUGUUCUCUUAGUGUCUCCUCCCCACAUGCCCCAGCUGGGGACCCUGUUGUCCAGCAGCCAGUCUGGCCCACAGGUCUCUCAGCCAGCUACCUCCCAUUACUCAGCCAGGGUAGUGGGCCACCAGUCAGGCUCUCUGCCUCAGGUAAGAGUGGUCUCAGCCCAGACAGCAAUAGGACAGCAGGACACGCUGGUGCACCAGACCCCUCAUCAGAUCAGAGUGCCAGUCACCAUGGGCGCCACACAGGUGAGUCACUGACCAUUCUGUUACCAACAAAACAAUCCUAUGCUGACUAUCGGGAGAACUGAGUCUAUUCAGUGUUAAAUCGAUUUUGAGAAGAGCUUUAAAAUAUUUACCUGGAAUUUGCAGAAUAUUUAACUGUAUUAAUCAGUAGUUUUGAGCGAAUAACCAAAACAUUGGUUAUUUUUUGUUUUUUAACAACUGACCAACAUCUGUUAAAUUAUUUGAGUUCCAUUUUGUUUGUUAUUUUCCUGUGAUCUCGAUGAGCAGUUUCUGUAUAAAUAAAUCAGAUCAAGCAUGAACUGUGCGAUGUAGUACAUAGCUGUAGUUUCAAACAGGCUAAUAUUCUACAUAGUUUAGUGCAGAAAACAUGGUAAUUAACAACAAUGACUAUAAUCCACUGUGCCUUAUUACUAUUAUAAACUGGUUACCAACGUAAUUAGAGCAGUAAAAAUUAAAUGUUUUGUCAUACCCCUGAUAUACCACGGCUGUCAGCCAAUCAGCAUUCAGGGCUCGAACCACAAAGUUUAUAAAUGUAAAUAAGCUUUCAGAGAGAACAUUUUGAUCUUUAUAGUUUCACUAUAAUGUGUUCAUGAAAGAGCCUUCUUUUUUCAUUUGUUGAGAGUAUUGUCUGUGUUUCAUGCUCACAUAAUUUCUGUCUCUAAAGGUGGCCAUCACAGGCCAGAUGGGCAUGAAGGCUCAAGGUGGAGCAGGAAUUCCAAUAACCGAUACGAAUCUCCGCAUCCAAGGCAAAGAUGUGCUCCGCCUGCCCCCUUCCUCCAUCACCACAGACUCUAAAGGACAGACGGUGCUUCGGAUCACACCUGGCAUGAUGGCCACCCUCACCAAGUGCCCCGUCACCACCGUCAAACUCACCCCCGACAUGUUAGGCACUGCCACUACCAAGAGCAUAUCUGCUACUCUUCGUGUGACCCCACCCCACCACUCCUCCAGCCCAACCUCCUCCUCGGGUGAAGUUCUGACCAGCAAGGCCUCCACUGGCACCACCACCCUGUUGAAGGCUGCAGGGGACACUAUCUGUCUGAUGCCCACCCUGGCAGUCACUAUGGCCGAGCAGAAGACCAGAACCUUCUCCACCGUCUCCUCGUCUGACUCGAAGUGUGGCACCACCAUACGGAUCAUGCCCGGCCUCGGGGUCAUCCCACAGAAACAGGGUCAAACCAUCACCAUGACAACCACCACUGGCAGCAAACCAGUCUCCACUGGGGCCGCGACUGUCACCAUAGCCACCAGUGGAGUGGCCUCAGGCUGUCUGACUCUGGGAACAGCCACAGCUACUGUCUGCCAGGUCCCUGUCACAGCCACAGUGGUGUCCACACAACCAGUAAGCCCCACAGCUUUAUCAACAUGAUUAUUAACUCUCCUCUUAUAUUUACUGUGGGAUUCAGGAUGGUUGUGUAAUAACAGCACUGUAGUAAUAAGUCUGCCUUUGUUGGGAGGCGUAACAUAAAGGGAUAUAUUUUAUUUUCAAGACAUUCUUUAUAGCCACAUUCUCUAUAGCCCCCACCACCCCACCUUUGAAAUGGUCAUCCAAUGAUUCUGCCCCUCUUUAUUUCCCCAGGGGAAGUUACCAGCUCGGAUCACAGUGCCUCUGUCUGUCCUCAGCCAACCACUGAAAAGCAAGAGUGUAAUGACCACACCCAUAAUGAAAGGAAACAUCAGUACGAAGUGAGUCCUCAUGUUCAGUUCAGCCUAAAUUGUCUGUAACAAUAUAUGUGUCAGUCUUCCCCAUGGCAAUAAGCAGCCUGGUUUAGACUGACUGGUGUGUCUCUCUCUGGUCUCUGCAGUCUGGGCAGGAACAUCAUCCUCACCAACAUGCCUGCAGGAACCAAGCUGAUAGCUGGGAAUAAGCCAGUCAGCUUUGUCACGGCGCAACAGUUACAGCAGCUGCAGCAACAGGGCCAGGCCACACAGGUCAGCAGCUCACAUGUUAUUCAAUACUCACCCAGCUCCCAAAGUAACGUUUAGUAUGCAGGAGCCUUUCCUGACCAUGUGACUGGGGGAAAACGCCUGGCCCUAGGCAUCAGGUAUAGUAGUUGGUAGGAGUGGUUGAUGUGUCUGUCUCCUCCAGGUGUGCAUCCAGACGGUACCAGCCCAGCAGCUCCAGCAGCGCUCUGCAGCAGGCUUCCCCAAGUCUGUGUCCACUGUCAUAGUCACCACCACACACUCACCCAAAUUAACCCCUGCCCCACCACCACCGGCA